GAAUUUGUGAUUUUCGCGCUGGAGGAGUGACCCGCAAGCAAUGCGAUUUUAAAUUGCACGCGAUUCGAUUGCUGCCUAUCAGAUUGUCGCGAAAUCAGAUCGUUUUCGAAAGGCACUUCAAGUGCCUCAACCUUAUGUGACACUCACUAUUCACUGUCGUGAUUCCAUAGACUCAACACUUAAAAGUGUCUUCAUUGUGAAAUUUAUUCGAACUUGGCCAGAAUGCAGUUCCUAAAUAUGAUUUGCCUGAAGCAAAAAGUUGCAUACUUCAACAACAACAACAGCAACAACAACAACAAAUACAACACCAACAACAAUUGUGACAACAAAUCAUUGCAACAAACAUCGGAAAGUCGAGUCUGCUGCUUCGGAAGAAAGCAACAGGAGGAGCAACAGCAACAGGAUCAACAACAAGAGGAGCGAAACAAGGAGCAUUCAAACUCAAACAGUUAUAACGUGCAACAGAGGGCAAGUGCCAACAGUGAAGAGUGUCCAACUAAAUCCGUAUACAGGCAACAGAACACCGAGUUCUCCAGCAACAACAACAACAAUCAGCAAGAGGAGCAACUGCAGCAGCAGCAGCAACAGCAGGAGAAACCAUCCAGAGGUGUUGUCAUUUCCAGACAACCAAGGCGACAAACACAACGUUCACAGAGCCAGCCGGCAAUCUUGCAGCAGCAACAGCAAUCGCAACCGCUAAGGAAACGUCCAGGAACUCCGCCGCCACACGCCGCCGUCAGAAGCAUGACGUCCAUACCUGCAAACUUGUCCAGCAAUAAUGUGGCAGCAGCAGGAGCAGCAGCAGCAGCAGCAGCAGCUGGUGCUGCCAUCGCCGCAGAGAAGCAGCCGUGGCCCAAUUCCAAGGAUGAUUACGAGCUAAGGGAUGUGAUCGGUGUGGGUGCCACUGCGGUGGUGCAUGGUGCAUAUUGUAUACCCAAGAAUGAGAAGUGUGCCAUUAAGCGCAUCAAUCUGGAGAAGUGGAACACCUCGAUGGAUGAGCUGCUCAAGGAGAUCCAGGCCAUGUCAUCGUGUAAUCAUGAGAAUGUCGUCACAUAUCAUACAUCGUUUGUGGUGCGCGAGGAACUCUGGCUUGUCCUGCGUCUGCUGGAAGGUGGAUCUCUGCUGGACAUUAUCAAGCACAAGAUGCGCACCGCCAACUGCAAGCAGGGCGUCUUUGAUGAGGCCACCAUUGCCACGGUGCUGAAGGAGGUGCUCAAGGGCUUGGAGUAUUUCCACUCCAACGGGCAGAUCCAUCGUGAUAUCAAGGCGGGCAAUAUACUCAUCGGCGAUGAUGGCACCAUACAGAUUGCGGACUUUGGUGUCAGCGCCUGGCUGGCCACCGGCAGAGAUCUGUCCCGGCAAAAGGUGCGUCACACAUUUGUGGGUACGCCUUGCUGGAUGGCACCGGAGGUGAUGGAACAAGAUCAUGGCUAUGACUUCAAGGCGGACAUUUGGUCGUUUGGCAUUACGGCCAUUGAAAUGGCAACGGGCACGGCGCCAUAUCACAAGUAUCCGCCCAUGAAGGUGCUCAUGCUGACGCUGCAGAAUGAGCCGCCCACACUGGACACCGGUGCCGAGGAUAAGGAUCAGUACAAGGCCUAUGGCAAGACAUUCCGCAAAAUGAUCGUCGAGUGCCUGCAAAAGGAGCCCUCGAAGCGUCCAACUGCCAGUGAGCUGCUGAAGCAUGCGUUCUUCAAGAAGGCCAAGGAUCGCAAGUAUCUAACCCAGACACUGCUGCAGUCCGGCCCCAGCAUGGAGACGCGUGUCCACAAGGCGGCCAAACGUCAGCCGGGUGCAUCGGGUCGACUGCAUCGCACCGUCACCGGUGAAUGGGUCUGGUCCAGCGAGGAGGAGGACAAUGUGAGCGGCAGUGGUGGACGCAAGCAGCCAUCCUCCGACUCUGAAUCGGAGGAUCGUCCAAUCAAUCGACUCGAACGCGCCGAUUCAUCGGACAGCGAUCGUGAGGAGACAACACCCGAGAUUACCCGCAGCUUGUCCUCGGCGACAGUGACACCGGGCGUGGCAACUGCCCCACCACCACCCACUGGCACUGCCGCCCAGGAACUGUCCGCCGGCAUUGCCCAAAUGCCGUUGCCAAGUGAAUCCGCUGCUGGCGAGGCACCACCGGUUAAUCUAGUGCUGCGCAUGCGUAAUCUGCGCCGGGAACUGCACGACAUACGCUUCGAGUUUGCUGUGGGCAAGGAUACGGCCGAGGGCAUUGCCACGGAGCUGGUGGAUGCGGGUCUUGUGGAUGCACUGGACACACAGCCCAUGGCCAUACAUCUCGACCAGCUGAUCGCCCAGUGCGACACCAUGAAGACAAUAACGUUCCAGCUCAGUUCCGGAGUGCAGCCUGGCGAGACGCCGGAUGAGCGUUCCCUUGUCGGUUACGCGCAAAUAUCCAUUACGGACUAGGAUACGGAGUUGGCCUAGUGCCAAAGCUCUUCACAGCCGUUCAGUCUCCUACCCCAUACGUAACGCAACGUAACGUAACGUGACGUGACGUGACGUAACGCCUGCGCCGCUUUUAGCAAUAGACUAGAACUAGAAAUGUAAUUGCUAGUUAUUAGAUCUAAAACGCAAGCAUAGAAAUUACAUAUAUGUCUAUGUAUAUAUAUGUGCAAAUGUACAUACAUAUAUGUACAUAAAUACAUACAUGCAUACAUACAUACCUAAUGCAUACACUUAUCUGUAUUGUAUCUCUUUGCGCAUUGUAAUUACUUCAUACGCCCCGCAGUCCUACCUCCCUGCCGUAGUUAGUCGCAGCUCCCUCUGCUAAAAUUAGUAGCUAAACCUAAUCGAUUUAUCGAAAUUGUGUACUUAUUAUUCGUUUUGUUUUUCAUUGUCUUAAGUAGCGCACUUCGCUCUGUAUAUAUAGUAUAUAUAUAUAUAUAUAUAUUUUGAUAACUAGCCACUCUCUUUAAAGUACCAUUCAAGACCCCAUUUGAAUCGGUUGCGUCUUUUUGGCUUCCCCCCACCCCCCAAUUAAUUUAUUCUUUAGCGAUCUAAACGUGUUAAUUUUAAUGAUUAGCUUCUAAGUUCAAGUAUUUGUUUUCUUUUAUGCUCGCAAAAAUUUCACUUUAGCCCAUAAAUUUUAAGCAAAUUUAUUCAAUUGCGAAUUGUCACGAAAUUAAAGCAGCUUAAUUGUCACCAAUUAUUUUUUUUGUAAUAUUUACUGUUGCCACAUUAAGCGAAAAAA
Drosophila innubila is the source of this 3199-nucleotide messenger RNA. RefSeq names its product serine/threonine-protein kinase OSR1 (gene fray). Gene Ontology annotation, biological process: protein phosphorylation. The record is from RefSeq and is a predicted model, not a curated record. Lineage: Eukaryota; Metazoa; Arthropoda; Insecta; Diptera; Drosophilidae. Gene Ontology annotation, molecular function: ATP binding; protein serine/threonine kinase activity; protein serine/threonine kinase activator activity. The transcript has 2 exons. The coding region runs from base 223 to 2415 and encodes 730 amino acids.